CAACACGCGCUCACUUUCAUUCCCGGUCCGCCAGCGGUAGCAGCACGCCGCGUGCGUUCCGACGACAAAUUUACUUACGACGACUGUACGAGAGUACACACGGUGCAGUGUGCGCGCGCGAAGUGUGUUGUUUCGUUUUUCGUUUUCGUUUUUCGAAUUUUUUUUUUUUUACGUUCAUCUCACCGUUCCCGGGUCUUUUGCCCACAAUCAUCCGUCCGUCCGUCUGUUUUCCUCUGUCGUCCACCGCAACGAGUACGUACACGCAUGCCGUCGUCCGUCGAACACCGUCCACAAGUGCGUUGUGCCGUGCGAAUCGCGAUGAUACAAUUAUACGAUUAUCGUGGCAAUAAUCUUUCCGUAUUCUGAUAAUAUAUUGUAUUAUCAUACCGUCGUGUGCGAGUUAAGGUUUUUUGAUUUGCGUUCUGUUUUUGUUCGGUCGAAUUUUUCGGUCUCGUUUUUUUUCACGCGCGUCAUACACCUCCCCCGCGGGAACCGCCGAAAUGCAGUUGUCUCAAGUCGUCACCAGCUCUGGCGUACUGAUGCAUGUGUACAGCGCCGAAAGACACCAACAGCAGCAACAGCAGCAGCAGCAGCAACAGCAACAGCAACAACAGCCGUCGCAACAGCAGCAGCAACACGGGGGUGACUUUCGCGUACCGCAAUCGCCGGGCGUCGUGUCGUCUUCGACGGGUAGCGGCGGAGUACCGUCUCCGCCCGCGCAGCACCAUCACCUUCAGCUGCAACUGCAGCAACAGCAUCAACAUCAACAGCAACAACAACAACAACAACAACAACAACAACAACAACAGCAACAGCAACAGCAACAACAACAGCAACAGCAACGCUGUUCGCUGCCACCGGCUCCGCCGUCGUCUUCAGCGGCCACGAUGCGCCCACCUGCCGCGCCGGGCCCCCGGUGCAAGCCGGUCCCGUCGGCAGCCACCCUGACGAUCAAAACGGAGUACAGCCGAAGCCCUCCGAUGCUCUCCGAGGAACCGACCAGCUCCAUACCGGACUUGGAAUUUGAUGGUGACACAGUACUGUGCCGAGUAUGCGGUGACAGGGCGUCCGGGUUCCAUUACGGCGUACACUCUUGUGAGGGAUGCAAAGGCUUUUUCCGCCGAAGCAUCCAGCAGAAGAUCCAGUACCGGCCAUGCACCAAGAAUCAGCAGUGCAACAUCUUGCGGAUCAACAGGAACAGGUGUCAAUACUGCCGGCUCCGCAAGUGCAUCAGCGUCGGCAUGAGUCGAGACGCUGUACGAUUCGGCCGUGUGCCCAAACGGGAAAAGGCUCGUAUAAUGGCCGCCAUGCAGCACAGCAGUAACUCCAAAAGCCAGGAGAAGGCCGCCGUGGCGGAGCUUGAAGACGACCAGAGACUCGUCGCCAGCGUGGUCAGGGCACAUCUGGAGACUUGUGACUUCACGUCGGACAAGGUCGCGCCCACGUUGGCCCGUGCCCGCGAACAGCCAAAUUACACCUUGUGCCAUCCGACACUGGCUUGCCCGUUGAACCCGAGUCCACGACCCGUCACCGGACAACAAGAACUAUUGAACGACUUUUCGAAGCGAUUCUCGCCGGCUAUACGCGGCGUGGUCGAGUUCGCCAAGCGCAUACCUGGUUUUGGGCUACUCGCCCAAGACGACCAGGUGACCUUGCUCAAAGCCGGUGUUUUCGAGGUGCUACUUGUUCGCUUGGCCUGCAUGUUCGACUCUGAGUGUAACAGCAUGGUGACGCUCAACGGUCAAGUGUUGCGCAGAGAAUCGGUUUGCGCAUACUCCAACGCUAGAUUCCUCACUGAUUCCAUGUUCGAGUUUGCCGAGAGGUUGAACGCAAUGCGACUAAACGAUUCGGAAAUUGGUCUAUUCAACGCCGUCAUCGUGAUCGCUGCCGAUCGCCCAGGCUUGCGCAAUGUUGAAUUCAUUGAACGCAUGCACAAACAGUUAAAAUGCGCGUUGCAGUCGGUGCUCAUGCAAAACCAUCCGGACCGUCCUAGCUUGUGCCAAGAACUGUUGAAGAAAAUCCCGGACUUGAGGACACUUAACACGUUGCACUCAGAGAAAUUACUAGCGUUCAAGAUGACCGAACAGCAAAACCAACUGGACCAACAGCAACAACAUCAGCAGCAACAACAUCAGGACACAACCACCACGACCAGCAUCGCAUCCGCCGCCGUUCAACAUCAUCAGAACAUUGGUGGCAUGUGGAGCCUGAUGAUGAACGGCACCGACGAUUUUAACCGCAAGAGCCCGGAGGAGGCAGGCUCGUCGUCAUGGUCGGAUGAGACCACUUCCGUGGAGGACAUGAAGAGCCUGGCUAUGUUGGACGAAGUUAAGAGCCCGCUAGGAUCGGUUUCCAGCACCGAGUCUGUGUGCUCAGACGAAUACCAUCAUGGACCAAGCAAACACGCGGCGAGUGCUCCUCUGUUGGCGGCCUCGCUAGCUGGGGCCGUGUGCCCGAUUAGGCGGCAUGCGGCCGCGCCGUCGGACGAAUUACAUCACCAGGUGAUCGUCCGACCGAUGUCGUGCCGCCGGUACCAGCGGAAGCAGGACUCGCCCACUGACUCUGGAAUCGAGUCGGGCACGGAGAAGCUGGACAGACCGAUGCCGCACAGCGCGCCUACUUCAGUGUGCUCCAGCCCGCGAUCCACCGUCGAGGACGCUGUCAUGUCGGCCGACUCGCACCAUCCGGCGGCCAUUGAGGACAUGCCGGUGCUGAAGCGUGUGCUCCAGGCACCGCCGCUGUACGAUACCAACUCAUUGAUGGACGAGGCGUACAAGCCGCACAAAAAGUUCCGAGCCCUACGCAGCGCCAAAGACUCUGCCGAGGCUGAGGCUGUCCGACCGUCGGUGGCGACUCGUCCACAACAACAGCACCCUCCUCAACCACCUCCAACAAAGCCACCACCACAAUUCGCCGCAACUGCACCAUCACCUACGUCGUCGUCGUUGUCGAGCACUCACUCGACGCUGGCCAAGUCGCUGCGCGAGACGCCUAAGAUGACCGCGGAACAGAUCAAACGCACCGAAGACAUUCACAAUUUUAUAAUGCGCGAGGAUACGGCGUGCAGUGGUUACCAACAACAACUAACGCAACAACACCACCACCACCACCACAACAAUAACCACCACCUACAACAACAACAACCUCCGACCAGGUGGCAACACACGCCUGUCAUUACAUCUGCCUUGGCCCAGAACAGUUGCAGAUUGUCACCGACGCCGCCCACCAGCAGGUAUGCGUCGUCGACCGUGAGCAGUGGUGGCGUUUUGGCGCGCGUCCUGUCGCCGUCGUCUUCGUCGUGUGCGUCUCCGCCGCCGUCGGCGCUGUCAAUGGUCAUGCGCCGCACGCCGUCGCCGAACGUUGUCAACCUCCAGGUGGGCAUUACCAACGCAGCCGCAGCCGCGGCUGAGGCGGCGGCCGCUCACCAGCAGCCGCUCAACCUGUCCAAAAAGCUGUCCCCGUCGCCGACGUCCGCCGUCGGCAGUGGUACCACCACGCCACCAUCUCCUGCUCCCGCUCAGGUGGCCAUGGAAGCGUAAUCCACCCUCACCCCGCCCACCACACUCCCCGUUGCCGUACGUAACCGCAUCGACUCGAUCUCACGAGAGUCAAUCUCUAGACCAAAACACGAAAAAAAUCAACAAUUGGAAACAAAUGGGGUUUCUAUACGCAAACCAAAACAGGUGCGGUGAUCGUUUUCCUAUUUUAAUAAUUUUUUUUUGUUUUAAUUUUAAUUUUUUUUUUUGUGGCAAUACAUACAACUGUGUACAUAUUACUAUAAAAUAUUAGGCCUUACGAGUUUAAGUUUAAUUAUAUAAUAUAAUAUCAUAAUAUAUAUAUAUAUAUAUAUAUCUCAUGCUCUUAUUUUUCUCUAUAUAUAUAUAACUAUCUUUAUUCUAUUUAAUAAUUAUUAUACAAACGUUUUCCGCAUAACUAUUUUUUUGGAUUUACGAGAAAAAUAUUAAAACAAAAAUGUACAAAUUUAUAAAUCGACCGAUUUUUUCCGACGACACCCCGCGUGAUAUAUAUAUCAAAUUAUAAAAUAUUUAUGUUUAUGUAGAAGUAUAAUUAUAUAUAAUACAUUUAUUAUGAAAACAUUUAUUUCUUUUUAUUUUUAUUUUUAAAUGUGAUAUACAUUUUAAGGAUCGCAUUUGGUUUUAUUCUGUACAUAUUACAUUUUACCAUGUAAGUUACAAAAUAAUUUGGUUUUUUGCCCAUCGUAGUCAUAGACUCUAUGAUAUUCAUCCUGGUAUAUAGUUAUUAACGGUUCAAACCGAUUUGACGUUUUCCUUUUUGAGCAUUACCUAUAUAAUAUAUAUAUGUGUAUACACAUUUAUAUAUAAUGUUUGAUAGUUAUAUAUUAUAUUAGAAUGGUUAAAUAGUGACCUCUUUUUUUUCUUUCUUUUUGUUGUAAAUACGAUUUUAAAUUUACGAAGCAAAAACACAGUAUGUAUAUAUAUAUAUCAUAAUAUAUACAUUUUGAAUGUUUUCGAGAUAAAUUUUUGAGACUGAGGGAAGUGUCAAGCCAUUUUUAUUUUAUUUUAUGACGCCUUGCGUGGUUUGGUUUUUUCGUUUCUGGGCAUGUAGCCUGCAAAAAAAAAUAUUUCUACAGCAAUCCUCCCUAUAUAUCAUAUUUGUGUUUUUAUUUGCGAUAUAAAAAUCGAGUUGGCAAGUACAAAUUUUCAGACCCACAAUAUUGUUUUUUAUUUAUUUAUUUAUUUUUUGUACAUAAGCCAAAAACUAAUUUCCCUUCUCCCUCCCAACAACACCAUCACCACCACCAAUACUUCCAUACGACGGGUGUACCAAUAUAUAUAUACACUCGUCUUGCCGAAGCAGAAUCGUAAAAAUCGUAUUAUUGUUCCCACUGCUGCAGCUGAAGUGAGACACUAUAUUAUAUUAUAUAUUUUUUGCACAGAAAAAAACGAGGAGUGUUCGAUGAACCAUAUUUCGACUUCCUUUACCGGUCGUAUAUAAUAAUAAUAUAAAGUUUCACAUGACACUAAUGAGAAAAUAAUAAAAAAUUAAAAUUAAAAAACACGAAUGAUCAGCCGAAUGUCUGCGAAGGACGACGAUAUUAGGUAUGGUAACGAUACAUAAUACGAAUGUGUGUGAGUGUGUGUUUGAUGACCACAAUGAGACAUAAGUUCGUCGUCAACGAGUGAAAUUCACGACUAUCGCAUGUUCGGACAUCGAUGCCGCCGCUCAUCUCGUGAUAUAUUUAUAUUAUAAUUUACUAUGUACUGCGAGAGAAAUGAAUAAAAUUUGGUGUAAUAUAAAAAAAAAAAAAAAAUAGGUCGAUUACAUAAUAUAA
This is a messenger RNA of Metopolophium dirhodum (rose-grain aphid), 5314 nucleotides long. RefSeq names its product ecdysone-inducible protein E75 (gene Eip75B). Lineage: Eukaryota; Metazoa; Arthropoda; Insecta; Hemiptera; Aphididae. The record is from RefSeq and is a predicted model, not a curated record. Gene Ontology annotation, biological process: cell differentiation; hormone-mediated signaling pathway; positive regulation of transcription by RNA polymerase II. Gene Ontology annotation, molecular function: zinc ion binding; RNA polymerase II cis-regulatory region sequence-specific DNA binding; nuclear receptor activity.